UGCAGCCACCUUCUUACCUCACAGCAACAUUAUUUCUGGACAUGAAUCCUCCUGUUAGCUCUCUGCAGAUGUUGGACGAUGUUCAUCAUGAAGCACACAGAUUCAUCUCAGGAUGUAAACCUCUUACCUACCUUUGGACUUUGUUCUGUCUGAUUAACUUGCCUUCAUUGUUCUCACACAGACUGUUGCACUGGAAUAUUUUCAUUUCCAGAUCAGUUCUUGGCUUAAUAACUGUGUCUCCAGCUUCCUGUCAGUCAUUGAAACAGAGCAGCUGCAGCCUCUGAUCACAGACUUGUAUUAGAUUUACUGUUCCUUCAGUAGGGUUAGGGUUAGGGAUACUAAAGGUUGGAAAAACUCAUUUUCUAACAAACUACAACAGGAGCUGGAGCUGUGCAGCUUAAUGUAACUGAAGGAUUUGAAACACAUUUUAAGGACAUUAGAAAAAUCACUGAAUGUAUUUUCUUGUUUUUAAUGUUUUAUUUAUAUCUUUGUUUUUAUUUGAAUUGAUUUUAUUAUAAUAAUAAUAAUUAUUAUUAUUUGAUAUGUUUGUUUAAAACACAUUUCUUGAAAAUGAGACUCAGUGUCACAAUUAGAUUUAUCUAUAUGAAUAAAACUGGAAUAAAAAAUAUGAAUAAAAAUAAAUAAUCUAAAACCAAAAGUAAAAACAAUGUUUGUCAUAAGACUUCAAUAAUUUAAUAAAGACAACAUCUGUUCAAAUAUUCUACAUCUACUAAAAUAUUUUACAAUGAAGCCGAUCAAGAACAUUUAUUGAAAUGAAAUUCAAAUGUCCACAACUGAACCACUGGUCCACAAUCUGCUUCAUGUUCCUCUGGAUGUUCAGUUUAAAGUUCUUGUAAUCAGCAAGUGGAACAACUGAGCUUUUAGAGCUCUGAGAAAUCAGCCAUGUUUCAACACAGUUACCAUGACAACUCAGACUCUGCUCAGGUAGGAACUUCCCCUCUGGGGACAGCUGUCCCUGAAUGGGAAAAGACACGUAGCUUUUGGAGCAGGACACCACAUGGACCUUCGUCUUUGUCUGUUUGUUGUUCUACAGAAUGUGAGCUAAUGCUUCCUGGUUCCUCCACAGAGUGGACCAGCAGAACUCAGAGGUUCCCAGUGGUCCAUCUGCCCAGCAGCAUCAAACACAGCUGGACUCCAUAUUUAUGCUGCUGGAGGACAACAUUGUUACUUUUGUGAAGAACGAGCUGAAGAAGAUCCAGAAGGUUCUGAGUCCAGAUUACCCAGAAGGCUUAGAGAGUCAGUGGGGGGAUGAGGAGGUGUUGGAAGGUGAGGAUGAAGAAAAAAGGAGGAGCAGCAGAGAGGCUUUUGUUAAGAUCACACUGAACUUCCUGAAGAAGAUGAAGCAGGAGGAGCUGGCUGAACGUCUGCAGAGCAGGUUUUUUCCCUCAGUUUUUCAACAUAAACUUAAAUCUGAUCUGAAGAAGAGGUUCCAGUGUGUGUUUGAGGGGAUCGCUAAAGCAGGAAGUCCAACCCUUCUGAACCAGAUCUACACAGAGCUCUACAUCACAGAGGGAGGGACUGGAGAGGUCAAUGAUGAACAUGAGGUCAGACAGAUUGAAACAGCAUCCAGGAAACCACACAGACCAGAAACAACCAUCAGACAAGAAGACAUCUUUAAAGUCCCACCUGGAAGAGAUCAACCAAUCAGAACAGUGAUGACAAAGGGAGUGGCUGGCAUUGGGAAAACAGUCUUAACCCAGAAGUUCACUCUGGACUGGGCUGAAGACAAAGCCCACCAGAACAUCCAGUUAAUAUUUCCAUUCACCUUCAGAGAGCUGAAUGUGCUGAAAGAGAAAAGGUUCAGCUUUGUGGACCUUGUUCAUCACUUCUUUACUGAAACCAAAGAAAUCUGCAGCUUUGAAUCCUUCCAGGUUCUGUUCAUCUUUGAUGGUCUGGAUGAGAGUCGACUUCCUCUGGACUUCCACAACAAGGAGAUCCUGACUGAUGUUACAGAGUCCACCUCAGUGGAUGUUCUGCUGACAAACCUCAUCAGGGGGACACUGCUUCCCUCUGCUCUCCUCUGGAUAACCACACGACCUGCAGCAGCCAAUCAGAUCCCUCCUGAGUGUGUUGGCAUGGUGACAGAGGUCAGAGGGUUCACUGACCCACAGAAGGAGAAGUACUUCAGGAAGAGAUUCAGAGAUAAGAAGCAGGCCAGCAGGAUAAUCUCCCACAUGAAGACAUCAAGAAGCCUCCACAUCAUGUGCCACAUCCCAGUCUUCUGCUGGAUCACUGCUACGGUUCUGGAGGAUGUGUUGGAGACCAGAGAGGAAGGAGAGUUGCCCAACACCCUGACUGAGAUGUUCAUCCACUUCCUGGUGGUUCAGACCAAAGUGAAGAAGGUCAAGUAUGGAGGAUCUGAGACAGAUCCACACUGGAGUCCAGAGAGCAGGAAGAUGAUUGAGUCUCUGGGAAAACUGUCUUUUGAUCAGCUGCAGAAAGGAAACCUGAUAUUCUAUGAAUCAGACCUGACAGAGUGUGGUAUCGAUAUCAGAGCAGCCUCAGUUUACUCAGGAGUGUUCACACAGAUCUUUAGAGAGGAGAGAGGGCUGUACCAGGACAAGGUGUUCUGCUUCGUCCAUCUGAGUGUUCAGGAGUUUCUGGCUGCUCUUCAUGUCCAUCUGACCUUCAUCAUGGAUGGAGUUAAUCUGAUGGAUGAAGAACAAACCAUUUCUAUGUGGUCUAAGUUAUUUAACAAACCAAAUCUAACAAGUCUCCAUCAGAGAGCUGUGGACGAGGCCUUACAGAGUCCAAAUGGACACCUGGACUUGUUCCUCCGCUUCCUCCUGGGUCUUUCAGUGGAGACCAAUCAGACUCUCCUGCAAGGUCUGCUGACAAAGACAAGAAGUAGCUUACAGACCAUUGAGGGAACAGUUCAGUACAUCAAGGAGAAGAUCAAUGAGAAUCUGUCUGCAGAGAAAAGCAUCAACCUGUUCCACUGUCUGAAUGAACUGAAUGAUCGUUCUCUGGUCCAGGAGAUCCAACAGUCUCUGAGUUCAGGAAGUCUCUCCACAGAUAAACUGUCUCCUGCUCAGUGGUCAGCUCUGGUCUUCAUCUUACUGUCAUCAGGAGAAGAUCUGGAUGUGUUUGACCUGAAGAAAUACUCUGCUUCAGAGGAGGCUCUUCUCAGGCUGCUGCCAGUGAUCAAAGCUUCAAACAAAAUUCUAUUGAAGAACUGUAACCUCUCAAAGAGAAGCUCUGAAGUUCUGGCCUCAGUUCUCAGCUCCCAGUCCUCCAAUUUAAGAGAGAUGGACCUGAGUAACAACAAGCUGCAGGAUUCUGGAGUGGAACUGCUGUCUUCUGGACUGAAGAGUCCACACUGCAAACUGGAAACUCUCAGAUUGAAGAACUGUAACCUCUCAGAGAGAAGCUGUGAAGUUCUGGCCUCAGUUCUCAGCUCCCAGUCCUCUAAUCUGAGAGAGAUGGACCUGAGUAACAACAAGCUGCAGGAUUCUGGAGUGGAGCUGCUGUCUUCUGGACUUAAGAGUCCAAACUGCAAACUUGAAACUCUCAGACUUAGAUCCUGUAACCUCUCAGGGAGAACUUGUGAAGUUCUGUCAUCAGUUCUUAGCUCCCAGUCCUGCUGUCUGAGAGAAGUUGACCUGCAGAACAACAACCUACAAGAUUCAGGGGAGAAGUUGCCGUCUGGUUCAGACUGUACACUGGAAAUAUUCAGGGAGCCUGAUGGAGUCCGAUGGUUGAAACCAGCUCUGAGGAAGUAUUCCUGUCAGCUCACAAUCGACACAAACACAGUGAACAGAAACCUCCAACUGUCUGAAGACAACAGGAAGGUGACACGUGUGGAGGAGCUUCAGUCAUAUCCUGAUCAUCCAGACAGAUUUGAUUACUGGUUUCCUCAGCUGCUGUGUAGUGAUGGUCUGACUGGUCGCUGUUACUGGGAGGUCGAGUGGAGAGGAAUAGUUUAUAUUUCAGUGAGUUACAGAAGAAUCAGGAGGAAAGGAUACAGUAAUGACUGUUUGUUUGGAUGGAAUGAUCAGUCCUGGAGUCUGAGAUGCUCUGAUGGUGGUUACUCUGUCUGGCACAAUGACAAAGUUACAUUGAUCUCCUCCUCCAUCUCUAACAGAGUAGCAGUGUAUGUGGACUGUCCUGCUGGCAUUCUGUCCUUCUACAGAGUCUCCUCUGACUCACUGAUCCACCUCCACACCUUCAACACCACAUUCACUGAACCUCUUUAUCCUGGAUUCAGGAUCAGGCCUGAUUCCUCAGUGUUUCUGUGUUGAGUCUAAAGAGUCUCCUCCUGUCAGAGAAACAUUCUCACUGUUGAACAGAUAGUUCAGUCUCUACAUGUCUGUCUCUUUCACUCAGAAACAUUUUCACAUUCAGUCGGUUUCUUUCUGAAACUCUUGGAAAAGAUUCCUUGUAAACUUCGUCCUCUUCCAGUCCUUUAAAGAUGGAAGCUGGGAUUAUUCCAGGAUCCAAAGGUUUGGUUCUGUUUCGAGUCAAAUCUUCAUAUAGGGUUUUUCCUCCAAUGUGCUUCCAGUGCUAUACCAAGACUGCUGCUGGAGUUGGUUCUUUACGUCUCUUCCAGUAAAUGUUUGAUCCUGGCUCUUAAUAUCACCAUCAGAAGAAGUUUUAACAUUUCUAUCUCCAAUCUUUUCUGUCAUGUUUCUUGUUUGUGUCACUAAUGUAGUUUUUCUUCAUCUGAUCUGAACAGUUUUGUACUUUAGUCCCAGAUAAACAGGAUCUGUGGGCUGUGAAGCUCAGGGUUUCUGGAACUGAUUUGUGAUGAAAAAUGAUGACGUGAGUGGAGCUGCUGUUUUAACUGCCCAGGUGGUUGUUCAGUUCCUCACUGUUAGUAUCUGCUAUGUUUUAAUGAGCCAGAUCAGUUCACAAUAUGACUUCUGAUGAGACUGUUCCCAAAAGAAGAAUAAUUCCAGACUAUCUGUGGCUGAACUGCAGAUGAUGGAAAUGUAAAUAUUGGAGAAUAAAACAGUAUUUGCUACCAGU
Molecule: messenger RNA, 4989 nt
Organism: Girardinichthys multiradiatus
Lineage: Eukaryota; Metazoa; Chordata; Actinopteri; Cyprinodontiformes; Goodeidae
Product: NACHT, LRR and PYD domains-containing protein 4-like
Exons: 8
Coding region: 1164-4262 (1032 amino acids)
Molecular function (GO): protein binding
Source: RefSeq, a predicted model, not a curated record